AUGAAUGGAAAUGAUUUGAUCAGUCAAGAAAUUUCAACCAUGCCGAUUUUCCAUCCACAUGCUAACCUCAAGCGUUUCGCGAUUUGUAUUCUUUUGAAGUCUCACUGUAGAGUAAAGCACGAUCUAUCGGAACUUUCUCGAUGUGACGAUAAGCAGCGAAAAACUUACAAGAUGCAGGUCACCAUCUUCCACGAUCGUCCUUUCCAAUCCAUCCUAAGCAGAGGCAUCGCUGGUUUAUUCCGGAUCGAUAAACCUACACCAAUACUUAGGCUGUACGGUAACGAAACAUUCACGCAUCUUGCGGAAUUAUGGCGAACUCUUGGUGGCUUCAGCGGUGUCCAACUACUUUCCGGGCAUAUUCUCUCAGAAGAUGAACAAUUACUUCUUGAUCAGGAAAAAGCCUACGGAGAUAUCGUUUACAACUUCCGAUUUCUAACAGAGCAAGAAAAACGGUCUCAGUUCGCCUCAAGUCAUCUAGGGGAGUCGUCUGUCAUACACUAUACAGCUUUCACUUCCGAAGGAGCCAAAUACUGUCCUUGGAUGAAAAAAGAGCUGGUAGCAAAAGGUGUCGAGUUUGUGGAACGUAAAAUUGAUAGUUUAGAUGAGCUGGCUGAUGAAGGUUAUGAGAUCGUUGUCAACUGUGCCGGACUCGAUGGCGGACGUCUGGCUGGCGUUCCGGACGACACGUUCCCAAUCCGUGGAAUCCUGCUAAAGGUUGACGCACCAUGGCAAAAGCACUUUCUUUUCAGAAAUUUCACCACAUUCACUAUUCCAACAAUCGAUGCAGUUUACGUGGGAACUGUAAAAGAAGACUAUAAGGACAGUAUGGACCUCACUAAAAAUGAAACUAAUAAUCUCUGGUGCCGAUAUCUUAGCCUCCAACCCACAUUUAAGGACGUGAAGGUCAUUGAUCACUUUGUCGGACUUCGCCCAGGACGAUCUAUUGUUCGAGUUGAAGCUGAAAUGAAAACUUCAAAGAAAGGAAAUCCCUAUAAGGUCGUCCACAACUACGGUCAUGGCGGAAGUGGAUUCACGAUUGGAUGGGGAACAGCGCUUCAUGCAAGUGCUUUAGCGCUUGAUCUACCAACCGACCAUUAUGAGGCGGCGCUAGCGGAAACGACAGCACUGGAAGAUCCGGGGGAAGGAUCUGCCGAAGCCUUAUCGCCACUUAAAACUCGUGUUAUUCGUGCAUAA
Messenger RNA from Necator americanus (New World hookworm), 1194 nucleotides. RefSeq lists its product as uncharacterized. Bases 1 to 1194 code for a protein of 397 amino acids. Gene Ontology annotation, biological process: D-amino acid catabolic process. The transcript has 9 exons. Lineage: Eukaryota; Metazoa; Nematoda; Chromadorea; Rhabditida; Ancylostomatidae. Gene Ontology annotation, molecular function: D-amino-acid oxidase activity; FAD binding. The record is from RefSeq and is a predicted model, not a curated record. Gene Ontology annotation, cellular component: cytoplasm.